Molecule: messenger RNA, 885 nt
Organism: Eurytemora carolleeae
Lineage: Eukaryota; Metazoa; Arthropoda; Copepoda; Calanoida; Temoridae
Exons: 8
Coding region: 159-851 (230 amino acids)
Source: RefSeq, a predicted model, not a curated record
UACAUAUAGUGUGAAGAGACUUAAACUUUUCGUUAACUCAUCUACAAUUCAGAUUCUAAAAUGCAAAUAUAUGCAAUUUCAUGCUUAAGCAAGUUUGUUCGCUGAAACUUAGCAAAAAAAUACUUAAAAUUGAAUUCAAGUGAAUCCUGCGUGAUACAAUGUUGAAACACAAACUGAAGAAGACGACGGAAAAAAUAACAUUCGGGAGAAAAAACGCGGAGAAAAAAAAGAGUAACUCUAAGGAGAAUUUGUACGCAAAAGUGCGUAAGUCUCAGACUCGGAAAGAACUUUUCAGCCGAGAGAAACUAUCCAGUACGCUGAACGAUGGAGGAUAUUUUACUGGUGGAGAGAGUUUCUAUGAGUUACCAGAUUUAUCAAAAUCUAUUCCAGAAGAGAAAGAGGCAGAACCCGUGGGAGAACAAAAUCAACAAAAUAUCCAAUUUUCUCCCGUUGCUUUUUACAUGGCUGUACCUGUAGUCUGGUGUAGAAGAGCAACUCCUCAAGAAGAUUUUCUCUGGACCUCACAGGGUAUUGAGAACUUAGUGGUUCAGCAAACUAAUUUAGUCAACGAUUUGACAAGAAGACUAGAAACAAAAACAAAACAAUAUAACAGUGUAAAACGUGGAGCGGAAGUUCAUAAAUCAGCUGAUUUCUGGAGUAUGAAUCACCAGAAAUCCAUGAGCUCAGCUGUAAAAAAUCCGCUAAAACCAGAGUUAAAUAUACAUGUACAGAAAACCGGUUUCGACGAAGCAGGGGAUUUGACGGGUAGUGCAGUAUCUUCCAUGGAUAGAAUACGUAGACUUCUUGAAAUAGAAGAAAUGCGAAGUUUCAGUGAAAAACUUAAUAUAUAAUUCAUGCAAGUUAGAAAAAAGUGACUGAGAAAAA